This is a messenger RNA of Neogale vison (American mink), 2828 nucleotides long. It is a transcript of the gene MUSK, whose product is annotated as muscle associated receptor tyrosine kinase. Lineage: Eukaryota; Metazoa; Chordata; Mammalia; Carnivora; Mustelidae. The transcript is spliced from 15 exons. The coding region runs from base 129 to 2744 and encodes 871 amino acids. Gene Ontology annotation, biological process: positive regulation of kinase activity; multicellular organism development; cell surface receptor protein tyrosine kinase signaling pathway. The record is from RefSeq and is a predicted model, not a curated record. Gene Ontology annotation, molecular function: transmembrane receptor protein tyrosine kinase activity; ATP binding; protein binding. Gene Ontology annotation, cellular component: signaling receptor complex.
CUGCUGACACAAACAGUCAUUAGCAGACGACCCUUUUGUAACCAACUAUGCUUUAAAAUGUAAACUGUGGGGGCAUUUUCCUUGCAUUGUCCAGAAGGAACUUUCUCCUGCGUGAGCCUGGAUUAAUCAUGAGAGAGCUCGUCAACAUUCCACUCGUACAUAUUCUUACUUUGGUUGCCUUCAGCGGGACUGAGAAACUUCCAAAAGCCCCUGUCAUCACUACUCCUCUGGAAACAGUGGAUGCCUUAGUUGAAGAAGUGGCUACUUUCAUGUGUGCAGUGGAAUCCUAUCCCCAGCCUGAAAUUUCCUGGACCAGAAAUAAAAUUCUCAUUAAGCUCUUUGACACUCGGUACAGCAUUCGCGAGAACGGGCAGCUCCUCACCAUCCUGAGCGUGGAAGACAGUGAUGAUGGCAUCUACUGCUGCACAGCCAACAACGGCGUGGGGGGCGCCGCGGAGAGCUGCGGGGCUCUGCAAGUGAAGAUGAAGCCGAAAAUAACUCGUCCUCCCAUAAAUGUAAAAAUAAUAGAAGGAUUAAAGGCAGUUCUUCCAUGUACUACAAUGGGCAAUCCCAAACCAUCAGUGUCGUGGAUUAAGGGGGACAGUGCUCUCAGGGAAAAUUCCCGCAUUGCAGUUCUUGAAUCUGGGAGUUUAAGGAUUCACAAUGUGCAAAAGGAAGAUGCAGGACAUUAUCGAUGUGUGGCAAAAAACAGCCUCGGGACGGCAUAUUCCAAAUUGGUGAAGCUGGAAGUUGAGGAAGAAAGUGAACCCGAACAAGACACUAAAGUUUUUGCCAGAAUCCUGCGGGCUCCUGAAUCCCACAAUGUCACAUUUGGCUCCUUUGUGACCCUGCGCUGUACAGCAACAGGCAUCCCUGUCCCCACCAUCACCUGGAUUGAAAACGGAAAUGCUGUUUCUUCUGGGUCCAUUCAAGAAAGUGUAAAAGACCGAGUGAUUGACUCAAGACUGCAGCUGUUUAUCACUAAGCCAGGACUCUUCACAUGCAUAGCUACCAAUAAGCAUGGAGAGAGAUUCAGCACUGCAAAGGCUGCAGCCACCAUCAGCAUAGCAGAAUGGAGUAAACUUCAGAAAGAUAACAAAGGCUACUGCGCUCAGUACAGAGGGGAGGUGUGCGAUGCUGUCCUGGCCAAAGACGCUCUGGUUUUCUUCAACAACUCCUACGCAGACCCUGAGGAGGCCCAAGAACUGCUGGUUCACACUGCCUGGAAUGAUCUGAGAGCCCUGAGCCCGUUUUGCCGACCGGCUGCUGAGGCUUUGCUGUGCAGCCACAUCUUCCAAGGCUGCAACCCCAGAGCAGUGCCUAAUCCUAUACCCGUUUGCAGAGAAUACUGCCUGGCAGUAAAGGAGCUCUUCUGUGCAAAAGAAUGGCAGGCAAUGGAAGAAAAGACUCACAGAGGACUCUACAGAUCUGGGAUGCACCCGCUCUCCAUGCCAGAUUGCUACAAGCUUCCCAGCAUGCACUGGGACCCCACGGCCUGCACCAGACUGCCAUAUUUAGCAUUCCCACCCAUGACGUCCUCAAAGCCAAGCGUGGACAUUCCAGACUUGCCUUCCUCUUCCUCUUCCUCGUUCUCUGUCUCACCUACAUACUCCAUGACUGUAAUAAUCUCCAUCAUGUCCAGCUUUGCCAUAUUUGUGUUUCUUACUGUGACUACUCUUUAUUGCUGCCGACGACGAAAACAAUGGAAAAACAAGAAAAGAGAAUCAGCAGCCGUAACCCUCACUACACUUCCUUCUGAGCUUCUGCUAGACAGACUUCAUCCCAACCCCAUGUACCAGAGGAUGCCCCUCCUUCUGAAUCCCAAAUUGCUCAGCCUGGAAUACCCAAGGAAUAACAUUGAAUACGUGAGAGAUAUUGGAGAGGGAGCAUUUGGAAGGGUCUUUCAAGCAAGGGCUCCGGGCUUACUUCCCUAUGAACCUUUCACAAUGGUGGCAGUGAAGAUGCUCAAAGAAGAAGCCUCAGCGGACAUGCAAGCAGACUUUCAGAGGGAGGCAGCCCUCAUGGCAGAAUUUGAUAACCCUAACAUUGUGAAACUCUUAGGUGUGUGUGCGGUCGGGAAACCCAUGUGCCUGCUCUUCGAAUACAUGGCGUACGGUGACCUCAAUGAGUUCCUCCGCAGCAUGUCCCCGCACAGCCGGUGCAGCCUCAGCCACGGCGACCUGGCCGGGGGGGCCCAGGCGUCCAGCCCUGCCCCGCCGCCCCUCUCCUGCGCCGAGCAGCUCUGCAUCGCCAGGCAGGUGGCCGCCGGCAUGGCUUACCUCUCCGAGCGCAAGUUUGUGCACCGGGACCUGGCCACCCGGAACUGCCUGGUGGGCGAGAACAUGGUGGUGAAAAUCGCCGACUUCGGCCUGUCCAGGAACAUCUACUCGGCGGACUACUACAAAGCCAAUGAAAAUGACGCCAUCCCCAUCCGCUGGAUGCCCCCCGAGUCCAUCUUCUACAACCGCUACACCACCGAGUCGGACGUGUGGGCCUACGGCGUGGUACUGUGGGAGAUCUUCUCGUACGGCCUGCAGCCCUACUAUGGCAUGGCGCACGAGGAGGUCAUCUACUACGUGCGCGACGGCCACAUCCUCGCCUGCCCCGAGGACUGCCCCCUGGAGCUGUACAACCUGAUGCGCCUGUGCUGGAGCAAGCUGCCCGCCGACAGGCCCAGCUUCCCCAGCAUUCACCGCAUCCUGCAGCGAAUGUGCGAGAGGGCGGAGGGGACGGUGAGCAUUUGAGAGCGGACGGCUGCCCAGGGCAACGCUGCCUUGCCCGCUAAGACACUGUGGGAGCCCCAGGCAUCGCAGCCCCGGUCCCCAGCU